AGAGGCGCAUCAGAGCCAAAGAGUGCAACAGAAGACUGAUCUCGUUCAAACCUUCAGGUCACUGAGAUGUUUAAGCUGGGCAUGUUGAAUCUAUUGACCACGGCUGCUCUGCUGACUGUCGCUUCGGUGUUGGAUGCUGCUCCGCUGACGCCUGGAGAUCCAGAUGCUUUUGGAGAACCGGCCGAUGGAGAUCCACAGAGGAAUAUUGAGGGUAAUGCAGCACAAGCGACCAGGAUUUUCGAGAAGCUACUGAAGACCAGAUCAAUGACGACAUUUCCAGACGGAGAUGGAAAAACUGUAGCCAUGAAAGCAUUAGACGAAAUAAUUACAGCGACGAGUACCUUAGACACAGGUGCCAAUAAUCCAUUAAAGACACUGACACUUCAUUCUGAUGGACACGAGGAGAUUGGUGACGGAUCUCUGAGCGGUUCACACGAGCGGCGAGGAGAGAAGAACAGACGGUUCAGUCUGUCAAAGCUGAUGGACUCAAACGAGCUCAGCGACGCUCCGUCAGCCGCUCGAGAGGAGCUGGGGAAGAUGCUGGGUGCACUCGAAGAGCUUCAGCAGUUAAUGAACAGCACACUGAGCCAUCGGAUCACCUUCAUAACCAGAGGAAAUAGUAAUGGACGAAGUACUGGAAAAAAGAACAAAAUGACAGUUACAGAUGGAAACCUGAAAUCCACCACAGCGACCACUUUAGACAGCGCUGGGAUUUCACCCAAGGCCAGCACUGACCAAAUGGAUCCCAAAGCCUUGAAAAAGUCUCUUCCGUCAGCUAAGAAAACCAACAAGCGAGUGUGCUUCUGGAAGUACUGCUCUCAGAACUGAGAAGAGCAGCUGGUUUCACCAAGCAACAAUUCCUGUUCUCAAACAGAGAUGCUCACAGGACCGUUAAUAACACGACUGACCCCUCUGACCUCUGUGACGUGUGUACCUUUGACUUUGUGCACGAAAUGCUCUUAACCUUCCGUCUACAACAACCUUCUUCGUUGUUGCAAGCUCCAA
Molecule: messenger RNA, 1005 nt
Organism: Carassius gibelio (silver crucian carp)
Lineage: Eukaryota; Metazoa; Chordata; Actinopteri; Cypriniformes; Cyprinidae
Exons: 5
Coding region: 67-828 (253 amino acids)
Biological process (GO): regulation of blood pressure; blood vessel diameter maintenance
Cellular component (GO): extracellular region
Molecular function (GO): hormone activity
Source: RefSeq, a predicted model, not a curated record